This is a messenger RNA of Cucurbita moschata (crookneck pumpkin), 1125 nucleotides long. Its product is annotated as zinc-finger homeodomain protein 1-like. Gene Ontology annotation, cellular component: nucleus. The coding region runs from base 198 to 941 and encodes 247 amino acids. The transcript is spliced from 2 exons. Lineage: Eukaryota; Viridiplantae; Streptophyta; Magnoliopsida; Cucurbitales; Cucurbitaceae. Gene Ontology annotation, molecular function: transcription cis-regulatory region binding; DNA-binding transcription factor activity. Gene Ontology annotation, biological process: regulation of developmental process; regulation of DNA-templated transcription. The record is from RefSeq and is a predicted model, not a curated record.
AAACAGUGGUAUAAACGGCAAAGUAUAUGAAGGCCUGUGAUGAAGGACAGCUUUUUUUUUUGCAGAGUGGAAAAUUGAUGGCCACAUUCUCUCACUCCUCUUAUCUUCUUCUCUCAAAUCUCCCUUAAACUUCUUCUCACCGUCUUUUUCUCAAUUCCCCCUUUUCCAAUUUCAAUUUUUUCGCCUCCGAUUCCGCCAUGGAUUUCGAAGAUCAAGAUGACCACGACGACGACAUGGAGAUGGCGGCGGCGGCGGCGGCAGCGAGUUACGACCCUUUGCAGGGUAACUCAGGUGGGCGAGUCAAAACCCCAACCAGUACGGACCCAAGUGGACAGAGGAAACCCAAGUACAGAGAGUGCUUAAAAAAUCACGCGGUUGGCAUUGGAGGUCACGCCCUUGACGGCUGCGGCGAAUUUCUAGCAGCUGGAGCUGAAGGAACUCUCGACGCUCUUAAAUGCGCCGCCUGCAACUGCCACCGCAACUUCCACCGCAAGGAGACGGAUAACCUCAACGCCACCGCGGUUGGUGUUGGACUUGGAAUCGCAGAGCCAUUUCUAUUGCCACACCCGAGUCAGUUCUCUCCUUACUACCGAACCCCAACUGGGUACCUCCACGUGGCACCACACCACAGACCUCUAGCUCUCCCCUCCACCUCCGGUGGCGGUGGUGGUGGCACCCUGAGCAGGGAGGAGCAGGAGGACAUGUCGAAUCCGAGCGGUGGCGGGGGAGGGAGUAGCAGCUUAGGGAGGAAGAGAUUUAGAACAAAGUUCACACAAGAACAGAAGGACAGAAUGCUGGGACUGGCGGAGACAUUGGGGUGGAGGAUCCAAAAACACGAUGAGGCGUUGGUGCAGCAGUUCUGUAACGAGACCGGAGUGAAGCGGCACGUGCUUAAAGUGUGGAUGCAUAAUAACAAGAACACUCUUGGUAAGAAACCCUAGAAUCAAACCAAUCCAAAAAAAAAAAAAAAAAAAAAAAAGUUUUAUCUUGAUUUUUGAAUUUAGGGUUCCAUCAUUUUCAUCCCCAAUUCUCUACAUUCUUCUUUGUUUUCUGGGUCGUGUUAAUUAAUUGGAAUAUGGAUAUCUAAUAUAUCCAAUUAUUAUUAUUAUUUGUAGGUUUAAUUUA